CUAUGUUUAUGCUGCUACGAAAAAGCCUAUAACCAUGAGCAGUCACUUUCUAUUCCCCACCCCCAAACCCACUCCCUAGCCCUAGGCAACCAGUAAUCUACUUUCUCAGACCGAUAACUUUAGUAUAGGUAUAAAUCGAUCACAGAGCCUCAAAAUCCACCCAAUAUCUGGGCCAUGAUGUGAAAUUUGGUAAGUAAUCGUCCCACAUUAUCAACUUGUAACGUAGAAAUGGAGGGAGGAAAAAAAAACUCACAGUCCCCAGUAGCGUUUGUGAAAAGUACCUGAUAACAGGCUGUGGUGGAGGGGAGUUCAGCCCCCAGAAAAGAUCACGGAUUAGGAAUUACGUAAGCAUAGGUCUCGGGCCCUUUUAUUUUGGACGCGAUCCUUCCACGGGAUCGCCUCCGGAUGGGUGUCGCGCUGGGAGCCACACGGGAAACCUCAAGAGUCAGAAACAGGCGUUGAAGGCAGGCGGCAUUUUCCAAAGCGGUUGGGUCUCCGGCGCUGCCCGGCGGUAGCGUCUCCCGGAGUCGCGAGCGCAUGACGUAGAGGGCGCGCGAUGACGCGACGCGCGGCGCGGUGCACGCUGGGAUAUUUAAGUCUCCUCCGCGGCGCGGAGCCGCGAUGUCUCCGGCGGCUGCGGCGGCUGGAGCAGGCGAGCGGCGGCGGUCCAUAUCGAGUGUCAGGGACGGCCGGGGCCGGGGCCGGGGCCGCGGCGGGCAAGCCGGGGCCGCGCUCCUCGGCCUGUCGCUGGUCGGCCUCCUACUGUACCUCGUGCCGGCUGCGGCUGCGCUGGCCUGGCUGGCCGUGGGGGCUACCGCGGCCUGGUGGGGACUGAGCCGCGAGCCCCGAGGUUCGCGCCCCUUGUCCUCCUUCGUUCGGAACGCGCGACAUCGGCGAACACUGUUCGCUUCGCCUCCGGCCAAGUCGACAGCCAACGGAAACCUCCUAGAGCCGCGGACCCUGCUCGAAGGACCUGACCCUGCCGAACUGCUACUCAUGGGCAGUUACCUGGGCAAGCCCGGGCCGCCGCAGCCCACCCCCGCUCCGGAGGGCCAGGACCUACGGGAUAGGCCUGGCCGCCGCCCACUCACCCGCCCGGCGCCGCGCUCCCCGCCACCGCGCUCCCCGCCGCCGCAUCGCGUUCACCACGUUUACCCCUCUCUCCCCACUCCUCUUCUCCGACCCUCCGGGAGGCCUUCCCCACGGGAUUGUGGGACUUUACCAAAUCGGUUUGUAAUAACACCUCGAAGACGCUAUCCGAUCCAUCAGGCCCAAUAUUCCUGUCUGGGGGUACUUCCCACAGUGUGCUGGAAUGGCUAUCACAAGAAGGCUGUGCUGUCCCCUCGUAACUCCAGGAUGGUGUGUAGCCCUGUUACUGUGAGGAUCGCCCCUCCCGACAGAAGAUUUUCGCGUUCUGCGAUACCAGAGCAGAUAAUCAGCUCAACACUGUCCUCACCAUCAAGUAAUGCCCCAGACCCAUGUGCAAAGGAGACUGUACUGAGUGCCCUCAAAGAGAAGAAGAAGAAAAGGACAGUGGAGGAAGAAGACCAAAUAUUCCUUGAUGGCCAGGAAAAUAAAAGAAGGCGCCAUGAUAGCAGUGGCAGUGGACAUUCAGCGUUUGAGCCCCUGGUGGCCAAUGGAGUCCCCGCUUCUUUUGUGCCUAAGCCUGGGUCUCUGAAGAGAGGCCUCAAUUCUCAGAGCUCAGAUGACCACUUGAAUAAGAGAUCCCGAAGCUCUUCCAUGAGCUCCUUGACAAGCACUUACACAAGUGGCAUCCCUAGCUCCAGCCGCAAUGCCAUUACCAGUUCCUACAGCUCCACUCGAGGCAUCUCACAGCUCUGGAAGAGAAGUGGCCCCAGUUCAUCACCCUUCUCUAGCCCAGCCUCAUCCCGCUCCCAGACACCAGAGAGGCCAGCAAAGAAAAUAAGAGAAGAGGAGCUAUGUCAUCAUUCCAGUUCCUCAACUCCAUUGGCGGCGGACAAGGAGUCCCAGGGAGAAAAGGUUGCAGAUACAACCCCAAGGAAGAAACAAAACUUGAAUUCUCAGUCUACAUCUGGCAGCUCUGGGCAGCGUAAGCGGAAAAUUCAGCUGCUGCCUUCUCGGCGAGGGGAACAGCUGACCUUGCCUCCACCUCCCCAGCUUGGCUAUUCGAUCACUGCCGAGGACCUAGACUUAGAGAAGAAGGCUUCAUUACAGUGGUUCAACAAGGCCUUGGAGGACAAGAGUGAUGCUGCCUCAAACUCUGUCACUGAGACCCCGCCUACCACUCAGCCUUCGUUUACUUUUACCCUGCCUGCUGCUGCAACUGCCUCACCACCCACCUCCCUCCCGGGCCCAAGCACCAACCCACUGUUAGAGAGCUUGAAGAAGAUGCAGAGUCCCCCGAACCUGCCACCUUGCCCAGAAUCUGCUGGAGCAGCAACCACUGAGGCCCCCUCGCCUCCAAAGACGCCCAGCCUCCUGCCCCCACUGGGCUUACCACAGUCAGGGCUGCCAGGGCCCCUCCCCAGCCCCUCCUUAGACUCCAAACCCCCGACCACUUUGCUGGGGCUGAUCCCUGCUCCAUCCACGGUACCAGCCACUGACACCAAGUCACCUCCAACCCUUCAGGCAGAGACAGCUGCCAAACCCCAAGCCACAUCUGCCCCGUCCCCUGCCCCCAAGCAAAGCUUCCUGUUUGGAACACAGAGCACCUCACCUUCCAGCCCUGCCGCCCCUGCCGCGUCUUCAGCAUCUCCCAUGUUCAAGCCCAUUUUCAUGGCCCCACCCAAGAGUGAGAAGGAAGGCCCCACACCGCCUGGCCCUUCAGUCACAGCCACAGCGCCCUCCAGCUCCUCCCUCCCCACGACCACCAGCACCACAGCCCCAACCUUCCAGCCUGUCUUUAGCAGCAUGGGGCCACCUGCAUCUUUGCCCUUGUCUGCUCCCUUCUUCAAGCAGACAACUACUGCCACCACUGCUCCCACCACAACUGCCCCGCUCUUCACUGGUCUGGCCACCGCCACCUCUGCCGUGGCUCCCGUCACCACCGCUAGUCCAUCCGCAGACUCUGCUGUGAAGCCUGCAUUUGGCUUUGGCGUAAACAGUGUGAGCAGCAGCAGUGUUAGCGCCACGACCAGCACCGCCACUGCCACCUCACAGCCUUUCCUCUUCGGGGCGCCCCAGGCCUCUGCUGCCAGCUUCACCCCGGCCAUAGGCUCCAUAUUCCAGUUUGGCAAACCUCCUGCCCUGCCCGCAACCACCACAGUCACCACCUUUAGCCAGUCCCUGCCCACUGCCAUGCCAACGGCCACCAGCAGCAGCGCUUCCAGCUUUAGUGCUUUCGGCAGCACCCUUACCACUUCCGCCCCGGCCACCAGCAGCCAGCCCACUCUGACGUUCAGUAACACAAGCACCCCCACAUUCAACAUUCCCUUUGGCUCAAGCGCCAAGACCCCACUCCCAUCAUAUCCAGGAGCCAACCCCCAGCCUGCAUUUGGGGCCGCUGAGGGGCAGCCGCCGGGGGCCGCCAAGCCGGCCCUUGCCCCCAACUUUGGCAGCUCUUUCACUUUUGGAAACUCUGCAGCCCCGGCCCCAGCUGCUGCACCCACACCUGCACCUGCGUCCACGAUCAAGAUCGUGCCUGCGCACGUGCCUACACCCAUCCAUCCUACCUUUGGUGGUGCCACGCACUCAGCAUUUGGGUUGAAAGCCACGGCUUCGGCCUUUGGCACUCCCGCCAGCUCACAGCCCGCCUUUGGCAGCUCCACUGCUGUCUUCUCCUUCGGUGCAGCCACCAGCUCCGGCUUUGGAGCCACCACGCAGACCGCCAGCAGUGGGAGCAGCAGCUCGGUGUUCGGCAGCACAACACCAUCACCCUUCACAUUUGGGGGCUCGGCGGCCCCUGCUGGCAGUGGGAGCUUUGGGAUCAAUGUGGCCACCCCAGGCUCCAGCACCACCUCUGGAGCUUUCAGCUUCGGAGCCGGACAGAGUGGGACCACAGCCACCUCCACCCCCUUUGCAGGGGGCUUAGGUCAGAACGCCCUGGGCACCACCAGCCAGAGUACACCGUUUGCCUUCAACGUGGGCAGCACGCCUGAGAGCAAACCUGUGUUUGGAGGCACCGCCACUCCCACCUUUGGUCAGAACACCCCUGCACCUGGAGUGGGCACAUCAGGCAGCAGCCUCUCCUUUGGGGCAUCCUCAGCACCUGCCCAAGGCUUUGUUGGCAUUGGACCGUUUGGAUCGGCGGCCCCUUCAUUUUCCAUUGGUGCGGGAUCCAAGACCCCAGGGGCUCGACAGCGACUGCAGGCCCGAAGGCAGCACACCCGCAAAAAAUAGCCUUUGUCCCCUGUCCCUGUUCCCCCAACCCCUUCCCUCAAUCUGGACCUUGGCACCUGCUGGGAAGAGCCUUGGACCCUUCGAGUUGCAUAAAGUAAACCUACCCCGGAUCUCUGGCUUCAGCCGCCAGGGGGUAGUGGCAGCCCUGGGGCCCUUUCCCUUCUCCUGGAGGAAGCACAGGCCUCAGGGAUGGGGAAGCAGGAUGCGGAGGGCCAAAGCCCGGAACCUCUACUUGAACAGUUCCACUGGGGAGGCUGGAGAACUAAGGAAACACCUGUACAUAGCGUCCGCUGCCCUGACUCCCGCUUAGCACGCCCUUAGGCAGGCGCCCCUUCCACCUUUCCCCAAGAGCUGUCGUCGCUGGAGGGUGCAGGGUCCAGCCCGCCUGGAUCACUGGUGUGCACCUGAUGGGAUGUGGGAAACGGGUUAUCCCUAAGGCUUGACCUUGCUUGGCUUAGCUGUGAGAAGUGGUUCUCUUCCUUUGGUCCCUUCUGGGGACUCUGUUUCCCCAUUUCUUGCUGCUGUGUCCCUCACCGGUUCCUUGCAGAAUUGAUUCCUUUUUAAAUGCCCUUGAAUCUAGCUUUGCCUUGGAGACCCCAGUGGGUGCUGCUCCUGCCGUUUUCUUCCUGCCAAGCCUGAAUCAAUGUUUCAUCUCCAACCCUCUGCCAGUUUGGCCCCUCAAAGCUUGGUGGCUCAAGACUGUUAGCCUGGCAGAGCCAGGGGUGAGAUACCUCGCUCCAGGAGGGAGAAGCUCUUGGAGCAGGCAGGAUGCCCACCGCUGCUUCAGCUGCCUCCUCGCCCAGCCACCCUUUGGCCCCAUUGGGCCCUCGUCUGCCUCUCCAGGAUUGUGUGUUUCAAGCCUUGUCCUGUGUUCCUUUGUCUGACGCUCUGUGUAUUGCUCUUUGAAUCGAGUUUGGAGGAAGAAUUGAGUUGUAUGAGUGGCGGCAUGUUGGUAGUGCCGGACUUCCUGUUUCAAGUUUUCUGGGGCCUCGCUAAUUGAAUGUGGAAAGUAGCACCACUUGACGGCUACAAGUGCCGACUCCUGAAUUUUCCAAUGGUGUUCUGACUUCAAGGGCUGGCAGCCCGGGAGGAUGGGGCCCGGGGGAAGCAAAGACCCUUCCCUCUGCUGUUUCUGUCCCACUUACCUGACCUCACUGGAGGCUACAUCACCCAAAGUAGAUGUUGGAAAACCUAAAUUAACGAACCAUAUUUUUAAAAUCCUGUUUUUCCCAAACAGGGUCCUCCUCUGCAGCCCAUCCUUUCCUUCUUUCCUUCCUUCUGAAACCACAUACCCCAGGCCCAAGAGCCUUGCUGCCAUGCCCAACCUCUUUGGGAGAAGUAUGAAUGCGUGUGUCUAAAUUAAAAGAAAAAAAUAUUUAAACAUUUUUUAACAAAAAUUUAUUUUUGUAUUUAAGCUAAAUUGCCUUUUAAAUUCCUUCAAGCUUGGUUCAUUGAGGUGGUUAAGUAUAAAUGCUAUUGACUAGGAAUUAGCUGUAUAGUUAAGUUAUGCCUGUGCAAAGAAGAGGCUCAAAUGCUGUCCCAGGCAGCUUUCCUGGGGGACUAGAGCUCCUUCUGGCCACGUUAUAUAAAAUGUAAUUCUUAUUUUAUAAAUAAUGUGAUGUAGAUGUAACCGGUGCCCCCUCCCCGUUGUGACUGAGGGUGAGUGUUCGGUGGUGGGGCUGCUCCUUCCCACCCCUCAGAACAGCUCUGAUCCGUGUUCAUACCCGGCUGUGUGUGCAGCUGAGGAGGGAGUGAACCUCAAGCCUAAAUACCUGUUAGGAUUGGAGGGUCGGGGUGGGCCCGGGCCUGGGCCUAGAAAUCAAGCUUCUACCUGUACCUUAUGUAAGGUAGACCCUCCUAGUGUCAGUACCUGAGCUAGUUUACCUCAGUUCCGCAGGCAGGACAGCCGGUCCGGGAACCGAGUGAGUGUGAGUGUGGGUGUGUACAGUACGCGCACUGGACAGGAGCGGGAGCUGGGACUUUCCAUUACAAAUAGAGACUUCAUUCCUGUUGAGUCUAGUUGGAAUUUUUAGUAUGAAUGUGAGAUUUUUCUCCUGCUUAUGUCAUUAAGAAUAAAAAACUGUGAUCUA
Molecule: messenger RNA, 6410 nt
Organism: Piliocolobus tephrosceles (Ugandan red Colobus)
Lineage: Eukaryota; Metazoa; Chordata; Mammalia; Primates; Cercopithecidae
Gene: POM121C
Product: POM121 transmembrane nucleoporin C
Exons: 13
Coding region: 622-4320 (1232 amino acids)
Biological process (GO): protein import into nucleus; RNA export from nucleus
Cellular component (GO): nuclear pore
Molecular function (GO): structural constituent of nuclear pore
Source: RefSeq, a predicted model, not a curated record